AUGCAGCGCCUCGCCGCCGCCGGCUUCACCGCGGCUGGCGCCGUCGGCGGAGCCGCCGCCGCCGUGCUCUUCGGCGGCGCGUCGAGGCCGUCCAAAGAGGAGGAGCCGCCUCCGUCGCCUGCAGCGCUUGCACGGCGCUUCUGCCCGUAUGGACUGCCCUCGGACGAGCACGUAGUGGUCAAGCAGGGAUACGCUUCCAGCAUCAACUUUCGGCUGAGGAUCCCGAACUGGGUCGCGGAGCACUACUCGAGGGACCAGAGCGAUGCGGACGGAGUCGACCGCAAGCACUCCAAGUUCCGUGCCGACGAGAGCGUGCCGGCCGACUUCCGAGCCACCAACGACGACUAUCGAGGCUCGCGCCUGUCGCGCGGCCACAUGGCUCCCGCCGGCGCGCACAAGCAGUCCCAGGAGGCGCUGGACGAGACCUUCCUGCUCUCGGCCAACAUUCUGCCGCAGGAGCUCUCCAACAACGGCUCCGACUGGCUGCGGCUCGAGCGCUGGUCGCGCGGCCUGCUCAAGGAGUACAGCGACGUCUACGUCGUCUCGGGCGCCCUCGCGCCCGCGCACCAGCCCGCCGCCCGCCCGCCGCCCUCACCUUGGCACUGCAGGCCACUCUUCCUUCCGGACGACAGCUCCGCCGCGAGCGACGCGCCGCCUCCGGCAGCAGCCUCAGCCGCAGCCGCCGCCUCUGCCUCUCCGGCCGUCGACGCGAGUGCGGCCAGGCGGCGGCCCGGCCCACGGCGGCGGCGCGUCGCCUACGACGUGAUCGGUCCGCACGAGGUGGCUGUCCCGACGCACCUCUUCAAGGUGCGCGGCCACCCCGACAUCGACGAGUUCGCCGUGCCGCUCGCCGACGUGGAGCGCGCCUCCGGGCUCACCCUCUUCGAGGAACUCGGCGCGGCGCGCCACUCGGCGACGGAGAUCCGGCCGCUCUGCGGCGCGGGCGCGGCGGCACGGUGCGGCAGAGGCGCCAUGGACGGGCGGAUCGCGGGCUGGAAGCUGCUGGGCCACCUCAAGCUCGCGGGCGACUGCAGCGCGCUCGAGGAGGCGUGGGGCGCAGUGCCGCCAAAGACGGAGGCCUUCGGCUUGAUGCGGCGUACAUAUGAAGACCGAUCCGGGACGAUGGCGUGCCCGCUGGCAGAGAAGAGGGAGAGGAGAGGGGACAUGACAGCUGUGUGUGGAGAGGACAGGAACGACCUACUCUUCUCGUCGACGCACUUUUGCGGCCUGCCGCUCUUCGUGACGUGGGCCUUCCGGCUGGUGAAGCCCUUCAUGCGGCGCGAGACGUACGAGGCGAUGGUCCUCAAGCCCUCCUUCUCGCACCUAUCGGCGCACAUCACACCCGAGAACAUGCUGCCGCGGUGGGGCGGCACCUUCGAGUUCGACCUCGACACGGACUGGCGCGCCAAGGAGGAGGGCAUCGACGUGGCGAGCCUCUGUGCGCGCGGCGAGGGGCGCGCCUUCGAUACCAAGGCGGCCGCCGCCGCGCAAGCCGCGGCGUUCGCCGCGGCGCAGGGCGAGGACGGCGCGGCGGGCAGCGGCGGUGGCGACGGUGGCGGUGGCGGCAUCACGGCCCCCGAGAUGAUCGCCGCGGGCAGCGUGGCCCGGAAGGGCGUCGUGAGCAAGCGCGGAUCCGGCCGCGGGCUUUUCUCGACGGUGCGCUGGAAGCGCAAGCUCCUCGUGCUCAACCCGCAGGCCCUCUGCUACUUUGACGGCACCGACGAGGCCGAUACGACCAACAAGCUGGAUGAUGCCGCUGGACCCGUCGGCGACGGCCCCUCGCACCAGUUCGUCGUCCACGUGGCGGCCAAGGACUUUUUGUUUGGCGUCGACUCGAGCGCGGACGCGGACGAGUGGGUCAGCGCGGUCCAGACGGCGAUCAGCUCUCCGCCCAUCAGCACUCCGCCCGAGGAGGCCAUCGCGCGCAUCAAGCCGAGCAGCAGCAGCCCCGACGGCGACGACGACGACCUCGCCGUGGACGUCGCGGCAGUGCGAUGCGCCCCUCCUGUGUGCGAUUGGCCGGCGGGUGUUUUCACAACUUCGGCGCUGUGA
Molecule: messenger RNA, 2052 nt
Organism: Emiliania huxleyi CCMP1516
Lineage: Eukaryota; Haptophyta; Isochrysidales; Noelaerhabdaceae
Product: putative exonuclease
Exons: 6
Coding region: 1-2052 (683 amino acids)
Biological process (GO): apoptotic DNA fragmentation
Cellular component (GO): nucleus; mitochondrial inner membrane
Molecular function (GO): single-stranded DNA endonuclease activity; metal ion binding; nucleic acid binding
Source: RefSeq, a predicted model, not a curated record